UGGCGGUAUAGUUACAACGUUUCUAGAGUACGUCGUAACGCGACGAAAGCGAAAUCGGAAAAAAGAACCCAAGCGAGAGAUUUCGAAAACGCCCAAGGUCGCCCCUUCGCCCUGCUCUUCCUAACGAAGGGAAAAAACCGAAGAGGAAAAGUUAAACCCUCGAGGCGGGACAUAGGGUUUACUCUCUCUGUUAGGGUUUGCGCUCACGAUCCUAGGGUUUGUCCAUGCGGGCAGCGGCGGCUUGAUCGAUCUCUAGGGUUUCGGCUUAGGGCCUCCUCCGAUCCGAGGGUCGCGGAGGGAGGAUAUGCAGACGGAGGCGAGGAGGGUGGGCAUGGUGGUGGAGGGCGGAGGCCAGAGGGCCCUCGCGGCCGGUCACGGCGGCGGCGGCGGGGGAGGCGGCGGCGGGGGCGGAGGCGUCGCCGUGGAGGGCGAGGCGUGGCGGUUCUCGAAGGGUCGGCAGCAGCAGCAGCAGCAGCAGCAGCAGCAGCAGCAGCUUCAGCAGCAGCCGCAGAUCGGGUCGGUGGCGCACCUCGUCGCCGGAGGGGUCGCCGGAGCCGUUAGCAAGACCUGCACCGCCCCGCUCGCGCGUCUCACCAUCCUUUUCCAGGUGCAAGGCAUGCACUCUGAUGUUGCAACCCUAAGAAAGGCUAGCAUGUGGCAUGAAGCUUCGCGCAUUGUUCGUGAAGAAGGGUUCAGGGCAUUUUGGAAGGGGAAUUUAGUGACUAUUGCACAUCGACUACCUUAUUCCUCUAUUAGUUUUUACACGUACGAACGCUACAAACAUUUACUACAAUUGGUUCCUGGUCUAGAUAGGCAUAGAGAGUAUGCCAGUGCGGAUAUAUGUGUGAGAUUGCUUGGUGGCGGUUUGGCAGGAAUAACAGCCGCAUCUAUGACUUAUCCAUUGGACCUUGUUAGAACUCGUCUAGCUGCUCAGACAAACACUAUGUAUUACAGAGGCAUAUCCCAUGCACUUUAUGCGAUUUGCAGAGAUGAGGGUGUUAGAGGAUUAUACAAGGGUCUUGGAGCUACAUUGUUGGGAGUUGGUCCUAGUAUAGCAAUCAGCUUUUCUGUCUAUGAGACCUUGAGAUCCCAUUGGCAAGCAAAAAGGCCACAUGAUUCGGCUGUCUUAGUCAGUUUGGCUUGUGGAAGUCUCUCAGGCAUUGCAUCGUCGACCGUUACAUUUCCAAUAGACCUCGUGAGACGGCGAAAGCAGUUGGAGGGGGCAGCUGGGCGGGCCCGAGUCUACAACUCGGGCAUUAUUGGGACAUUCAGGCACAUUGUCCGCACUGAGGGCUUCAGAGGCUUGUACAGAGGUAUACUGCCCGAGUACUACAAAGUCAUACCGAGCGUCGGCAUCGUCUUCAUGACCUAUGAGACUUUGAAGGCCUUCCUCUCGAGUACAACUCCGCUUGACUCGUGACUAGCCUGCUACAACCCUUCUUUACGAGUUCGUAAUUUUGAUCUUUGAACACUGUGGUAGUGAUACCUGAGGAUGAGUUUCCAUACAAUGUUUUGGUAGUAGAGAUAGUAGAGAGCGAUUAUGUAUCCGCGGAAUUAGAUGGUGGCAAGUUGGGCAAUUUGUUCGAUGAAUCUACUCAACCUGUAUAGAUACGUUAUUGUUACGUAGGUGGUGUCCGAGUCGUACAUUUCCAAUUUUGACGCUCAUGUUGUCUUCUUUGUCAUGUAUUUUCCAACUUUGAUUGAUUUUUAGAGGAGAGGGAAAAAAAAAGAAAAAAGAAAAAAAGGGGAUUUGUUUCUUGUUUUUUAUGCUGGUUAAUUUGAACCUGAUGGUGCUAUUUAAUUA
Ananas comosus (pineapple) is the source of this 1804-nucleotide messenger RNA. Its product is annotated as mitochondrial adenine nucleotide transporter ADNT1-like. The record is from RefSeq and is a predicted model, not a curated record. The transcript is spliced from 7 exons. Gene Ontology annotation, biological process: transmembrane transport. The coding region runs from base 305 to 1420 and encodes 371 amino acids. NCBI's taxonomy places the organism in Eukaryota, Viridiplantae, Streptophyta, Magnoliopsida, Poales, Bromeliaceae.